Molecule: messenger RNA, 403 nt
Organism: Xenia sp. Carnegie-2017
Lineage: Eukaryota; Metazoa; Cnidaria; Anthozoa; Malacalcyonacea; Xeniidae
Product: 26S proteasome complex subunit SEM1-like
Exons: 3
Coding region: 28-273 (81 amino acids)
Biological process (GO): proteasome assembly; mRNA export from nucleus; double-strand break repair via homologous recombination
Cellular component (GO): proteasome regulatory particle, lid subcomplex; proteasome complex
Source: RefSeq, a predicted model, not a curated record
UUGAAGUAUUUGUCAUAGGUAUCAAACAUGGCCGCCGAAAAGAAAGUCAAUGACACAAACACAGAUUUAGGACUUCUCGAAGAGGACGACGAAUUUGAAGAAUUUCCAGCAGAAGCAUGGGCAGAAGCAGAUGAAGAUCAAGAUGAAAAUAAUAUUUGGCACGAUGACUGGGAUGACGACAAUGUAGAAGAUGAUUUUUCUAAUCAGUUGAGAGCUGAGCUUGAAAAACAUGGAUACUUGAAGUGUGAUCAACCAGAGACAAUGAAGACAUGAACUGCAUCAGCAUACAAGUUUGAAAAUCUUACAAACUUUCAGUUUUGGAAAAUUGUUUUUUUUUAAACAUCCAUGGUUACUUUACAAUAUUUUUCGAAUGUGAUCAAUUAAACUACCUUAAACUGAAAAA